Molecule: messenger RNA, 1524 nt
Organism: Aspergillus welwitschiae
Lineage: Eukaryota; Fungi; Ascomycota; Eurotiomycetes; Eurotiales; Aspergillaceae
Product: NAD(P)-binding protein
Exons: 5
Coding region: 48-1112 (354 amino acids)
Source: RefSeq, a predicted model, not a curated record
CAACUACAAUCACCUAUUAAUCAACGCAUACUUCCAAGUACAACAACAUGACUACCAGCCAUCCCCACAACAUCCUAAUCACCGGAGCCUCAGGCUACCUGGGAGGAACGCUCCUCUCCCGCUGGCAAGCAGCCCAACUACCUUCCCACGGCACCCUGUAUGCUCUCGUGCGAACCGAGCAACAGAGCCAGGCCGUGCAGCAAUGCGGCGCUACUCCUUUAUACAUCAACCUCGAAGACGACCAGAACAUUAUCAAGACCAUCAUUGACCAUGAAAUCUCCAUCAUUUACUUCCUCAUCGACGCCGCCAGCGCCCGCACCCAAGUCCCCAUGAUCCAGGCUCUGGGCCAAGUGCGCGAGCGCACCGGAAAGACCGUCCAUUUCUUGCAUACUUCUGGUGCUAAGCUAUUUAGUAGCCACGCGGGACAUCCGACCGAUCAUGCAUUCGCGGAUGCUGAUCCAGGGCUGUAUGAAUUGCAGAGGACUGCGAAGCCGUCGCAUCCGUGGCUUGGGCCGGCCCUGGAGGCGAAUAAUACCGUGAUCGACACAGCAAAAGCACAUGGAGUGCGCAGCUACAUCUUCAUUCCGUGUGUGGUCUACGGACCGGGAGAAGGGUUCGGGAACCGCAUCUCCAUCCAGACGGUCGCGAUUGUCAAGGCGGCUCUGAAAGCGAAGCGUGUGUAUCGGGUGGAUUCGGGACGGCCGGUGUGGCCCGUCGCUCAUAUCCAAGAUACCGUCAGCCUGUAUCUGGAUCUGCUGCGGAAAAUGCUUCUCGAGGAAGCGCUGGAUUCUGGAAGGCGGGGGUACUAUUUGGCUGCCUCGGGCACGGUGGCGUGGGAUGAUCUGUAUAGUGCUAUGGCGCAAAGGCUGGCGGAAAGGGGAGCGAUUGAGGAUGCUACGGUGGCAGAUGCCAAUGAUGCUGUCUUGGAGAAGAUAGGCGAGGCGCUGAGUCGUCCCAAGGACUUUGUGCCUGUGGAAUUGGGCGGAGGAUGUGUGCUGGAUGCCCAGCAUGGACGGCAGAUUGGCUGGCAGCCGCAAUACAAAGCCGAGCAUGCUCUCACCGCUGCAAAAGAGGAGGUGGAUUGGAUCUUGGAGCAUCUGGACCGGGUCUGAAUGGUAUAGACAUCGUAGGAUGAGCAAUCGACCCGUGUGCGUGAAGGAUUCUAUUUAGCGAUUGACACUAUGAUUACAUAUAAGCUCAAGGAAUAAUAUCAAGCGCCAAACAGGACUAGCUAUGGCGAAUACAACAAGACCCUCUAAUCCCAAACGGACGAGAAACAUUCAGUAAUAUAUCGUAUAUGGAAAGUAAACAACAACACAACCCAUGCAGCAGUUAUUGAAUUCUUUUAACGCAAGGAUGGUGCAUGACUAUUGGCCGUCUCUUCAGGCCUUGGAAAGCUCUCCUCUCAUGCGGUCAUAGUUGACCACAGCUUCCAGCAGCGUCUGGGUACCGAGAGCACAAUCAGCCGGACUACAAUACUCCUCAGGAUGAUGGCUGACACCCUCCUUGCACGGCACAAAGAUC